This is a messenger RNA of Trichogramma pretiosum, 1244 nucleotides long. Its product is annotated as brain acid soluble protein 1-like. Gene Ontology annotation, molecular function: DNA binding; structural constituent of chromatin. The transcript is spliced from 4 exons. Gene Ontology annotation, biological process: nucleosome assembly. Lineage: Eukaryota; Metazoa; Arthropoda; Insecta; Hymenoptera; Trichogrammatidae. The record is from RefSeq and is a predicted model, not a curated record. The coding region runs from base 208 to 966 and encodes 252 amino acids. Gene Ontology annotation, cellular component: nucleosome.
UACUAUAUUCCUAAAGCGGCAGCAGCAGCAAGCAGCGCAGCAAACGCAAAAGCAAGCCAAGCCGCGCAAGGAAUAUCGUAAAGUAGCUUGCAGUGGCCACCGCGAGCGAUUUGCGUUUUUCGCAUUCAGUCUCUCUGAGAGCAGCAGUCGCGUGUGACAUAUAGUAUAGUAGCCAGACCGACGACGAGUCGCCAAGAGUUCGAAGAAAUGGCUCCACGCAAAAAUGCAAAGAGGACUGAAACUGACGCUGCUGAUUCUCCAGCAGAAAAUAAUGAUGUUUCUGCUCCCAAAAAGAGCAAGAAGCAAGCAGUAGAAGAAGCAGUCGUCAGAGAACCCAGGUUACCAAGGGCUGCUAAAAACAAAAAACCGGAACCGGAACCAGCACCGGUCAAAGCUGCACCCAAACCUCGCGCUGCCAAAAAAACCGAUGCAGAGAAAAAGACUGCUGCCAAAAAGUCAAAGAAGGCUGAGGCUGAAGAUGAAGAGCCAGAAAAGAUGGAGGAGGAUGAAGAAGUGGAAGAAGCUAAGCCAGCCAAAAAGUCCAAAGGAAAAGUAGCAAAGAAAGCUGAUAAAGCUGACAAAGAAGAAGUGUCUGAUGAUGCAAAAUCUGAAGACAAAGAACCAUCACCAGUUCCUACUAAAAAAGGCAAAGGCAAGGCAGCAAAAUCUGAAGCAGCACCCAAAAAAGGUAGAGGGAAGAAAGAAGUUAACGAAGCUCCAGCAAAUGACUCAGAUUCCAAAGAAGAGGCUAAGGAGGGAGCUGAUGAAGAAUCUGAAUCGAACGGAGUAGAAGAUAAGGAAGAAGCCGUUGAAAAUGGCAAGGAAGAAUCAGAGGCUAAACCAGCCAAAAAAAGCAAAGCAGCAGCGAAAGCCCCAGCCAAAAAAGGAAAGAAAGGCAAAGCUGCCUCUGCUGAAGCAAACGGCGACAAAGAAGAGGAGGCUGAGACGGCUAACAGCAGCCACUAGUUGUUUAAGAAAUUUUAAUUUCGAAUUUUUUUAAUUUUACUUUUUACAAUAUUGAAGCCACGUUGAUUAAUAUCAAUAAGAUAAUUUUUGUAUUAUUAAUCAUAGUAAAAAUGUUUCAUUUUUAUUUAAACCGUUUGAUUACUCAUAUUACAUGAAGUGUAAAUGAUAUACAUUUGUCUACUAUGUGUAAUUAUUAUAUAGCUGUAAAGAACUCACGUUUUGUACUUUUAAAUACAACGUACUGUUUACUAAAAUAAAAGUAUUUAUUUGAUUUCGAA